This is a messenger RNA of Umbelopsis ramanniana AG, 1209 nucleotides long. RefSeq lists its product as uncharacterized. Lineage: Eukaryota; Fungi; Mucoromycota; Umbelopsidomycetes; Umbelopsidales; Umbelopsidaceae. Bases 106 to 939 code for a protein of 277 amino acids. Gene Ontology annotation, cellular component: membrane. The transcript has 5 exons. The record is from RefSeq and is a predicted model, not a curated record.
GUCCAAUUUAAAAAACACAGCGCGGUCGUCACACACACCCUAACCUCUCAUCAUUCCACUCAUUCCGAUUCUCUACUCCACCUUCACAUCCAGCUCUAUACCGCAAUGUCGACUAGUUGCUGUACUAGACUGAGCAAGAUCUAUAUGGUCACCACCAAUUCACUGUUCGCAGCACUUGGACUUUCCUUCUUAAUAUUUGGCUUACUUGGCUAUACCAAUCGAUUUCAUGGAGCCAUCAUUAUACCUGACAAUAUUUUCCAAUUGAUCAUCGUGCUUGCCAUCAUUAUAUUAGUGACUUCCAUCCUUGGUCUGAUCAGUGCUUAUUCACGACGCCGAUGCGUUAUUUAUGUCUACAUGGUCAUUGUGGCCGUCGCCCUUAUCUUGCAAGUGGUGGUUGGCGUCCUUGUGUACCAGAAGGGAGCCAAUUACUCCAGUUACAUCAACACACUCUGGUCUUCCUCCAGCAAUGCAGAUAGGCUUGCUAUUCAGAACGAGUUCAACUGUUGCGGACUUACUACAGCGAGUGAUAAACCAGCGGUUAGCGAUACGUGCGAUGCUGGCAAAGGACUUACGGCAGUGCCGUGUGCUACGGUCCUUAACCAAUUUGUACACUCCAACUUUUCUACCUUGUAUCUUGUGGUAUUUGCAGCAUUGGCAUUUGAAGUGUUGGCUUUGACCAACGCCAUUACAUUGAUUUGCGCACCUAGUAAUAGCGAAGAGGAGCGUGAACGUCGUAUGAGACGAAAGUCGGGCAUCAAGUUGGAAGAUAUGUCGACCAAUUCAUCAACUGUGGCUGGAUCCAACCGAGGUGGCGAUACCUAUUCGCCAUACGCAUACAAAGACGAAACUUCUAGUACGUACGAGGGCCAUCGGUAUAAUAACAACAAUGCCUACGACUCUUACAACAACAACCGUCAAGACAACGGACGUUACUAUUAGAAAUACCCGAGUAUCUGUACAUUUUAGUUGUCUCGCUUCGUUUCUCUUUUCAAUUUUUAUAUAUUUUAUAAAUGUGGAUGGGUUUUUAUUGAAUGGGGUCACAGUGCAAUAUCCUUUUUUUGAUAUUUUUGGUUUUACCUUGCUGAACUCUUUUUUCAAUCCCUCUUUUGAAAGUCAAGUUUACAAGAUGGACGAACCUCGGGAGGAAGCGUCGACAUCGACACCCCAGGAUGUGCAACCGGAACUCACUGCAACUGAUACUAGUACUGA